AACUAACCAGUUUUAUCACAAACUUAACCUAGUUCUAACGUUUGUUUUUGUAAUAAGAAUGGGUGAGGCUGUUGAGAUCAUCUACACCAGUGCUUUCUCUAAGCUUUGUUCCCAACCGCCCGAUCAGAUUCACCAUCAGAUUUUUGUUAAUCAACAGCAGUCUUCUUGGUAUGAAGAAACUAUCGAUGAUGAUCUUAAAUGGUCCUUUGCUUUGAACAGUGUGCUGCAUAAGGGGACUAGUGAGUUUCAAGACAUUGCUCUCUUGGACACAAAGCGGUUUGGCAAGGUGUUAGUGAUUGAUGGGAAGAUGCAGAGUGCUGAAGUUGAUGAAUUUAUAUAUCAUGAAUGCUUGAUCCAUCCUGCUCUCCUCUCUCACCCUAAGCCUCAAAAUGUGUUUAUAAUGGGAGGUGGGGAAGGGUCUGCUGCAAGGGAAGCUCUCAAGCACAAGUCCAUUGAAAAAGUGGUCAUGUGUGAUAUUGAUCAGGAAGUGGUAGAUUUCUGUCGUACACAUCUAACUGUAAAUCAAGAAGCAUUUCGUCACAACAAGCUUGAUCUAGUCAUUAACGAUGCCAAGGGUGAGUUAGAAAAUAGGAAUGAAAAAUUUGAUAUAAUAGUAGGAGACUUGGCUGAUCCAGUUGAAGGAGGGCCUUGUUAUCAGCUCUAUACUAAAUCUUUCUAUCAGAAUAUUCUCAAGCCAAAGCUCAAUGAUAAUGGAAUCUUCGUCACUCAGGCUGGACCAGCAGGCAUUUUCACCCACAAGGAGGUCUUUUCUUCAAUUUACAACACAAUUAAACAGGUCUUCAAAUAUGUGGUAGCUUACAGUGCUCAUGUGCCAUCUUUUGCUGAUACAUGGGGGUGGGUCAUGGCUUCGGACCAACCUUUUUCCAUAAAUGUUGAGGAUAUAGACAGAAGAAUUGAAGAAAGAAUUGAUGGUGAAUUACUAUAUUUAAAUGGUGCUGCUUUUCUCUCCUCUGCCACCUUGAAUAAGACUGUUUCUCUUUCGCUGUUAAAGGAGACGCAUGUGUAUACUGAGGAUGAUGCAAGAUUUAUUCCAGGGCAUGGAUUGGCUUAUAGAAUUUGAGAUUUAUUGAUGUAUAAAAAAACAAGAUUGGACUUUGAAGAGGGUUUAAAACAUUUCAAAAAAAUUGGUUAAAAAUGCUUUAUAUUUUACAUAAUUAUAUGUUAACUGCAUUGGUUGGAUGUUUCAUGUGAA
This is a messenger RNA of Mercurialis annua (annual mercury), 1213 nucleotides long. Its product is annotated as thermospermine synthase ACAULIS5. Gene Ontology annotation, molecular function: thermospermine synthase activity. The transcript is spliced from 10 exons. Bases 59 to 1081 code for a protein of 340 amino acids. The record is from RefSeq and is a predicted model, not a curated record. Lineage: Eukaryota; Viridiplantae; Streptophyta; Magnoliopsida; Malpighiales; Euphorbiaceae. Gene Ontology annotation, biological process: polyamine biosynthetic process.